Molecule: messenger RNA, 333 nt
Organism: Striga asiatica
Lineage: Eukaryota; Viridiplantae; Streptophyta; Magnoliopsida; Lamiales; Orobanchaceae
Source: the annotation of a GenBank genome assembly
AACGGCGGUGGAGGCGGUGGUCUCCGCCUUCAACAGCGUCUCACCAUUGCAGAGUUUCCCUGGCCACCGGAACCUACUGUGUGGACCAUACGAAUUUAUCAGCCAGCACCUGAAAGAUGUCAAAUUUCAAGAGGCAAAGAAAUUUCUAGAACAAGUCAAGAGCAGCUGGUUAUCGACCGUACAGGGUUACUCUUCUUGACGGAACAACUAAGCUCAAUGAGGGUUAUGGUAUUGUUGACGGCCGGUGGCGCGACUGCACUUAUGAAUCUCGACGAGGACGAAAAGGGUCAAUCGAGGGUUUUGCUGAAUUUCAAAAUACCAGCAGCCGUGGGC